Molecule: messenger RNA, 1303 nt
Organism: Panicum hallii
Lineage: Eukaryota; Viridiplantae; Streptophyta; Magnoliopsida; Poales; Poaceae
Product: tuliposide A-converting enzyme 1, chloroplastic-like
Exons: 1
Coding region: 161-1132 (323 amino acids)
Molecular function (GO): hydrolase activity
Source: RefSeq, a predicted model, not a curated record
GACUACAGCUAGGCUGCUGUAUUUUUCUAAAAUUGAAGCGCACCGCGCAAGCUUCAGUUAUAAAAGGAUAAACCUAUAGAGGCCAGAACGGACACGGCAUUUCUCCGUGGGAGCCAUCUCUGGUCUACCAUCCCCAAGUCCGCUCACAGACAGCAACCGGAUGGCUUCCCGCGACGCUGCCGCCGACGAGGUCGCCAUCGAGCUCCUGCCGUUCAUCCGCCUCUACAAGAGCGGCCGCGUCGAGCGCCUCAUCGACAACGACACGGUCCCGGCCUCCCCCCACGACGCUGCCACCGGCGUGGUCUCCAAGGACGUCACCAUCGACCCCGCCACCGGCGUCUCCGUCCGCCUGUACCUGCCGCCAGCGGCCGGCGCCGGCGCCAAGCUGCCCAUCGUCGUGUACUUCCACGGCGGCGGCUUCAUGGUCGAGUCGGCCGACUCCGUCCCGUACCACCGCUACCUCAACGCCCUCGCCGCGCGCGCCGGCGCCGUCGCGGUGUCCGUGGACUACCGCCGCGUGCCGGAGCACCGGCUCCCCGCGGCCUACGACGACUCGUGGGCGGCGCUCGCGUGGGCCGUCGCCGCCGCCUGCGGCGCCGCGCCGUCCGGGGGCUCGGAGCCGGAGCCGUGGCUGGCCGAGCACGGGGACCCCUCACGCGUGUUCCUGGCCGGGGACAGCGCGGGCGCCAACAUCGCGCACAACGUCGCCAUGCGCGCCGGCGCCGAGGGGCGCCCGGCGAUCCGGGGCGUGCUGCUGGUGCACCCCUACUUCUGGGACGCGUCGGGCGCCAUGGGGCCCGAGCUGGAGGAGCGCAUCCGCCGCGAGUGGCGGUUCAUGACCGGGAAUCCCGACGCCCGGAUGGACGACCCGCGGCUGUCCCCGACGUCCGCGGGGGCGCCGUCGCUGGCGCUGCUGCCGGUCGCGCGCGUGCUGGUGGCCGUGGCGGGGGAGGACUUCCUGGCGCCAAAGGGGCGGGCGUACCACGCGGCGCUGCUGGCCAGCGGGUGGCGCGGCGAGGCCGAGCUGGAGGACACCCCGGGGGAGGACCACGUCUUCCACCUCCGGCAGCCGGGGACGGCGGCCGCCGAGGAGCUGAUGGAUCGUGUGGUGGCUUUCAUGGCUCGUGCUUGAUUGCACGGCUGAUCCCGAUGCAAACUUGAAUCAAGGUGUGUUCACGUAGUCAAGCAUGUGGAAUCAAGGUUGUAUUAAAUUGAAAUGUCAAAGUACGGGUAUCAUGGCACAGAACUCUGGAUUCAAAAUCAUCUCAUUUUUUAAAAAAACUAAAAUCAUCUCAUUUGGAGC